CCCCCCCCCCCCCCCCCCCCCCCCCCCCCCCCCCCCCCCCCCCCCCCCCCCCCCCCCCCCCCCCCCCCCCCCCCCCCCCCCCCCCCCCCCCCCCCCCCCCCCCCCCCCCCCCCCCCCCCCCCCCCCCCCCCCCCCCCCCCCCCCCCCCCCCCCCCCCCCCCCCCCCCCCCCCCCCCCCCCCCCCCCCCCCCCCCCCCCCCCCCCCCCCCCCCCCCCCCCCCCCCCCCCCCCCCCCCCCCCCCCCCCCCCCCCCCCCCCCCCCCCCCCCCCCCCCCCCCCCCCCCCCCCCCCCCCCCCCCCCCCCCCCCCCCCCCCCCCCCCCCCCCCCCCCCCCCCCCCCCCCCCCCCCCCCCCCCCCCCCCCCCCCCCCCCCCCCCCCCCCCCCCCCCCCCCCCCCCCCCCCCCCCCCCCCCCCCCCCCCCCCCCCCCCCCCCCCCCCCCCCCCCCCCCCCCCCCCCCCCCCCCCCCCCCCCCCCCCCCCCCCCCCCCCCCCCCCCCCCCCCCCCCCCCCCCCCCCCCCCCCCCCCCCCCCCCCCCCCCCCCCCCCCCCCCCCCCCCCCCCCCCCCCCCCCCCCCCCCCCCCCCCCCCCCCCCCCCCCCCCCCCCCCCCCCCCCCCCCCCCCCCCCCCCCCCCCCCCCCCCCCCCCCCCCCCCCCCCCCCCCCCCCCCCCCCCCCCCCCCCCCCCCCCCCCCCCCCCCCCCCCCCCCCCCCCCCCCCCCCCCCCCCCCCCCCCCCCCCCCCCCCCCCCCCCCCCCCCCCCCCCCCCCCCCCCCCCCCCCCCCCCCCCCCCCCCCCCCCCCCCCCCCCCCCCCCCCCCCCCCCCCCCCCCCCCCCCCCCCCCCCCCCCCCCCCCCCCCCCCCCCCCCCCCCCCCCCCCCCCCCCCCCCCCCCCCCCCCCCCCCCCCCCCCCCCCCCCCCCCCCCCCCCCCCCCCCCCCCCCCCCCCCCCCCCCCCCCCCCCCCCCCCCCCCCCCCCCCCCCCCCCCCCCCCCCCCCCCCCCCCCCCCCCCCCCCCCCCCCCCCCCCCCCCCCCCCCCCCCCCCCCCCCCCCCCCCCCCCCCCCCCCCCCCCCCCCCC
Messenger RNA from Ipomoea triloba (trilobed morning glory), 1077 nucleotides. Its product is annotated as basic proline-rich protein-like. The record is from RefSeq and is a predicted model, not a curated record. Lineage: Eukaryota; Viridiplantae; Streptophyta; Magnoliopsida; Solanales; Convolvulaceae. The transcript has a single exon. The annotation marks the transcript as partial.